This is a messenger RNA of Neltuma alba, 1910 nucleotides long. Its product is annotated as putative pectinesterase/pectinesterase inhibitor 28. The transcript is spliced from 2 exons. Bases 1 to 1749 code for a protein of 582 amino acids. NCBI's taxonomy places the organism in Eukaryota, Viridiplantae, Streptophyta, Magnoliopsida, Fabales, Fabaceae. The record is from RefSeq and is a predicted model, not a curated record. Gene Ontology annotation, biological process: cell wall modification. Gene Ontology annotation, molecular function: enzyme inhibitor activity; pectinesterase activity.
AUGGCAGAUCGACAAGCUGCACAGAGAAUAAGGAGACUCGCCAUCAUCGGCGUGUCUAGUUUCUUGUUGGUGGCCAUGGCGGUGGCCGUCACCGUAGGUGUCAGCAUGAACCAAAGCGAUUCUGAAUCAAGCCAACCAAAAGAUAACAACAAGUCCCAUGUCUCGGAUUCAAUGAAAGCCGUGACGGACCUGUGUCAUCCCACCGAUUACAAAAAAGAGUGCGAGGACAGUCUCAAGUCCGAGGCCGGCAACAGCAGCGACCCUAAACAACUCAUCAAGAUCGUCUUCAACGUCACCAUUCGCUCCGUCGGCGAGAGUCUCCAGAAAACCCGUCUCAUCCAUGAGAUUGAGAUAGAACCCAGAUCCAAGAUGGCCCUUGAUUCCUGCAUGCACCUCAUGGCCCUCUCUAUCGACGAGUUCAGAAAGUCCGUCCAAAACAUGGGUUCAUUUGAUCUCGCCGGCGUCGACGACAUGCUCAUGAACCUCAAGGUUUGGAUCAGCGGCGCCAUCACCUACCAACAGACUUGUUUGGACGGAUUUCAGAACACCACCAGCCCGGCUGGUAAACAGAUGCAAGAUGUUCUGAAACUUACCAUGAUACACAGCAGCAAUAUUCUCGCCAUCAUCAAUGACUUCGCCAACAGUCUCGCUCAGCUGAACAUAACAAGCUCAACCUCACGUCGACUCCUUGAGGAUUUUGAAUCCGAUCGUCCUGUUUUGGGUCAUGGAGACCUGGACAUUCCCCUUUGGGCUGAGGUCGGCAUGAGAAGAUUUCUUGCUACCGGCAAGCUCAAGCCCCAUGUUGUUGUAGCCAAGGACGGCACUGGAAAGGUCAGGAGCAUUAACGAAGCCUUGAAAAUGGUCCCCGAAAAUAAUGCCAAGCCAUUCGUCAUCUACGUUAAGGAAGGAGUCUACCAUGAGUAUGUUCACGUUAUGAAGAAUCUGACCCGCGUGGUCAUGAUCGGUGAUGGAGGCGACAAGACCCGAGUUACCGGCAAUAGAAACUUCGUUGAUGGCAUUGGCACCUUCAGAACCGCCACCGUUGCCGUCGACGGAGAUUUCUUUGUGGCCAUAAAGAUGGGGUUUGAGAACUCAGCUGGUCCCGAGAAGCAUCAAGCCGUUGCCCUAAGAGUGCAAGGUGACAUGGCAGUGUUCUACAGAUGCGCCAUGGAUGGGUACCAGGACACACUUUACGCACACGCGAUGCGUCAAUUCUAUAGGGACUGCACCAUUUCAGGUACGGUGGACUUCGUUUUUGGUGAUGCAAUGUCGGUGUUCCAGAACUGUACAUUUAUAGUGCGGAAGCCAUUGGAGGAACAACAAUGUAUCGUGACGGCACAGGGCAGGAAGGAGAGGCACCAGCCAACGGGAAUAGUGAUCCAAGGAGGGUCCAUCGUGGCAGAUCCUAACUUCUACCCAGAUAGGUUCAAGAACAAGGUUUACUUGGCUCGUCCAUGGAAGAUAUACUCCAGAACCAUAUUCAUGGACACCUUCAUGGAUGACUUGAUCCAACCUGAAGGGUUUUUGCCGUGGGCAGGCACGCUGGGGCUGGACACGUGCUAUUAUGCAGAGCACAACAAUGACGGCCCAGGUUCUGAUAAAUCCAAGCGUGCGAAAUGGGGCGGCAUCAAGAACAUCACACCCCAACAAGCAAACACUUAUACGCCUCUCAACUUCUUCAAGGGGGACAAGUGGAUUAAGAUUACUCGCAUUCCUUACAACCCUUCUUCUUGGAACUCCAAACACUAAUUUCAAUUACUGUUGUCAUAUUGAAAUCAUUGUCAAUGUCGUUAUCAAAUAUGAAGGCUGCUUCUUUGGGAGGGUGUUUGUGUACUUAAUUAGAGGGGCAGCAGGUUGUUGAUUGGCUGUUCUUGUAAUUAUAACGUGGGACUUGUACAUCCACACACAUU